This is a messenger RNA of Pisolithus orientalis, 2028 nucleotides long. RefSeq lists its product as uncharacterized. Bases 52 to 1686 code for a protein of 544 amino acids. Lineage: Eukaryota; Fungi; Basidiomycota; Agaricomycetes; Boletales; Pisolithaceae. The record is from RefSeq and is a predicted model, not a curated record. The transcript has 4 exons. Gene Ontology annotation, biological process: brain development; central nervous system development; neuron differentiation. Gene Ontology annotation, molecular function: DNA binding.
CUGCGAUAUCAGUUCACUCACACCAAUACGCCACCCAUCGCCAGACUCACCAUGGACUUGGUCCUUCAACGAAUUUUGAGCUGUUCGAAGGAGUAUCUUGGACGAAUUCCGCCUUCUAGGCACUUUGUGCGGCCUGGAAACGAACGAGUUCUCCCUAUUUCAUUACCUGAACCACCUUCUCUGCUGUCUGCUUUGGUUAAUGCCGGUGCGCCGACCGCGUUGGCCGAGGAGAUGCAGCAAGCUUAUCAACAGCGAGCCUCUGAACUUAAACAUCACUAUGAGACCGCCGCGCUUCAAGUAGCACUUUCCACAUCACGGCACUCGGGCCCGUCUACCUCUCCGUCCCUCGAAUCCGAACUCUUCACUACCAUCAAAGAGUUAUACACUACGAAACUCGAAGGCUGGCUGAGAGAUGGCUUGUCAUUGUAUAAGAGCCAUACAGUCAUAAAUUCUGGUCAAAACGACCGUCCACACCGAGGCAGGGGCACACAUGUGACAUUUAAUAUCGAAUACGUUCCUCUGCUAGAACGCUUUUUUGAUGAAAACCCCUUCCCAACGCACGCCGACAAAGUCUUUCUCGCUAAGAAAUCUGGCAUGACAUACAGGCAGAUUCACGUUUGGUUUCAAAACAAACGCAAACGCACUCGCUCCAGGAAGGAGGGAAAGUUUUUGCUCAAGAAACCCCUGCUGGACGGAACAACGCUUUCUCAAGGCACACCAUGCGAUCAGGUGAAACAGCACUUGAAGCGGAACGAAGUUUGCAACCGACUAUCUACAUUAAGGGGUGAAGCCAUAGAUCCAUUUGACGCUCCAGCGCCCCCUCAUGCCUUUCCUUCGACCUAUCCACCCCCCCCUCGAUGCGAGCCCUUUCUAGAAAAUAGUGUAUUACAAUCCCACUUGCUACCUUGGCAGAGGCGACCUUCGCCUGUCCGGUCUUCCCCGCUGGAAGUCAUGAGCAUGUCGGGUCUCAUGGAGAUAUUCUCAAAGUUGAGUGUUAGGGAUGACCAUGGCCGCCAGUGUCAGCAAACCCGCCCAGCUCACACACUUGAAAUUGGUGCUGCAGUUGCGUCAAUCACUGUUAAACCAUUUGCAGCACCACUAUUUGCAACCUGUCGGACGGCAGGAUUCACUACCAAACCCCCACUAAUUCUUCUUCCCUCCGUUCUUGCUCCUCGAGACCGUUUACGUCCCUUCCGUACACUCAGUCCACGGUCUCGACCUGUCACGUUGAUACAACCUUCUCUUCAGGCGCCGUUUAAAGGCGGGCGAAAAAUAGCUCCCCUGCCCAAACGGGUGCCACAAACUUCAACACGAAAUCUGCCACAUUCAACUCCAGAUUCCCUGGGGCGUCAUCGGCCAUCUUCUGGCUCUUCCAUGCGAUCUUCGUCUUCUGAAUCGAGUUCACCGGCUGCCACAACACCGGAAGCGGUUUCGUCUCCGUUACCUCAACCGGUCGAGCUAUCCACCUUUCGAGAACCUCUCCCUUCGAUUGGCUUGGAUGAUUUCAAUGAUCUUGCCAAACAUCCAUUGAAGGACCUUCGACUUGAUCCUUCACCGGCACUUCAUUCAACACCCAAUGUAAUUUCCCAAUUUUUGAUCUCGCAAGAUAACCAUACCAUCAUGCAGGCUAUGCAGAAGACGGUCUCGCCGCCGCACACCCGUCUUCCACUACGCAUCAGGCCUUGAUGUUCACACCUUUUCACAUAUACCGUGCUAUUUACACCGUAUGCGCAAUGCAUUGCCUUCGAACGAUGUCAGCGAAGUAAUACUUACACUGUAAUAACACGCAGCUAUAGCAUACCACACAAUUCAGAAAUAUCCCGGACCACGCAUCAGACAUGUUUUUGUACUCGUUAUCUCGCCCGGUUGACCAGUCUACCUUUCGAGUAUCCCUUCUUUCGAUUGGCCUGCAUGAUUUCCACAGCCCUGCACGCGUCGUUUGCGGACAAAGCGAUGUCAAACAUUUUUUUGUAAUGUGAUUCGCAACCCCUGUACAGUACAGCGGCCACGACAUACACCACUUACGCU